AUGUUGCCUGGAAUAGGAGUGUUUGGAACUGGCAAUGUUGUAAGAGUGAUAGUGCCCUUUUUAAGAGAGAAGGGUUUUAAAGUUGAGGCUUUGUGGGGAAGAACUUUAAAUACAGCAGAAGAAGUCGCUAAAGAACUUGGCAUUUCGUUUUACACCAACAAAAUUGAUGAUGUAUUGCUUCGAAAAGAUGUUGAUCUCAUAUUCAUAAUUUGCUCUCCGAACCUUCAUGCUCAGAUAGCUGUAAAAGCCCUUGGCAUUGGCAAGCAUGUUUUGUGUGAUAAACCAGCUGGUCUGUGUCAAGGGGAGGCUUUGAAAAUGGUAAGAGCAUCUCAGUAUUACCCUUCCCUAAUUUCUAUUGUCAACCAUAGUUUAAGAUUUUUACCUGCUUUCAUACAAAUGCGAAGAGCCAUUGGAGAAGGUUAUCUUGGUGAAGAAGGUGAAGUGACUGUGUGUGAUGUACGUGUCCAUAUGGGUAGUUUACUUCAUGAUGCAUAUGACUGGCUUUGUGAUGAUACAAUGGGUGGUGGAGUACUUACACUUGUAGGUAGUCAUGUAAUUGAUUUGGUGUCUCACAUUACCAAUCAGCGUGCAACACGUGUGCAUGGAGUUAUCCGUACUUUCACUAAAACCACAGACACAGUUAAUGGAAUUCGUCAUAUAUCAAGUCCUGAUUUCUGCACUUUCCAGAUGGAAAUGAAUGGAGGAACACUAGUUACCGCAACUUUAAACAACCACCUUCCCGGAUCUUUUAUACAAGAGGUUUUAGUGUGUGGUCAUGCAGGUCAUUUAAUUGUUCGUGGUGGUGAUUUAUACGGCAGAAAAUCAGGUGCAGCGAAAGAGGAAGUUAUUUAUUUAGAUGUGGAGGACCUUCAACGAGGUGGAGCUAUUAAUUCUGUUGCUGCAAAUGUGAUACCUCGGCCAUACAUGAAAGGGUUAUUCAAAAUGAUUGGUGCUUUAAAGGAAGCAUUUUUGACAGUUGAAUAUGAACGAGGUUGGGUGAAGGAACCUGUAGCUCUUGCAGCGACCUUUGAAGAUGGUCUUUAUGUUCAAGCUGUUAUUGAUGCAUUGAAAAAAUCAAGUGCUAACCGUGAGUGGGUGAAGGUUAAUGUGAUUAGUGAAGAACCAGAUCCUAAUCCUUUGUUAAGUGCUGCAGUACGUCACAGUGCAAUUUCUAUGUGA
Messenger RNA from Gryllus bimaculatus (two-spotted cricket), 1179 nucleotides. The record is from the annotation of a GenBank genome assembly. Lineage: Eukaryota; Metazoa; Arthropoda; Insecta; Orthoptera; Gryllidae.